AUGGCUCGCAGGAAGCAAACAGCGCGCAAGUCCACGGGCGGCAAGGCCCCGUACAAGCACCUGGCCACCAAAGUGGCCCGCAAGAGCUCGCCGGCUACCGGCGGCAUCAAGAAGCCGCACCGCUACUGGCCUGGCACAGUCCGCCACUACCAGAAGCCCACCGAGCUGCUGAUCCGCAAGCUGCCGUUCCAGCGGGAGGUGUGCGAGAUCGCGCAGGACUUCAAGACCGAUCUGCGCUUCCAGAGCUCGGCCGUCAUGGCGUUGCAGGAGGCGUGCGAGGCCUACAUGGUGGGGUUCUUCGAGGACACCAACCUGUGCGCCAUCCACGCCAAGCGCGUUACCAUCAUGCCCAAGGACCUACAGUUGGCGCGCCGCAUUCGCGGGGAGCGCGCCUAA
Molecule: messenger RNA, 396 nt
Organism: Prionailurus viverrinus (fishing cat)
Lineage: Eukaryota; Metazoa; Chordata; Mammalia; Carnivora; Felidae
Gene: H3-4
Product: H3.4 histone, cluster member
Cellular component (GO): nucleosome
Molecular function (GO): DNA binding; protein heterodimerization activity; structural constituent of chromatin
Source: RefSeq, a predicted model, not a curated record